AUGAACAAUAUCAGAUCAAACAGACUGUGCGCAGCCUUUUACAGAACGCACCAUUGCCCGUACCUACUGCAAUCUGUCUCAGUGAAUAGUGCUAGACGAAGACCAACAGUAUACGUGAUAUGCAAUGUUGCUCGCGCGACCAGAAACGACUUUUCAACAUCCUUGAGAUCGAGUGAUACUGUACAGCCUGAACCAUCAGCGCCUCUGCAGGAUGUCACAUCCUUUUGGCCAUCAACGGCUCCGACAAUCGUCACCACAAGUCGUAAUGCGACAGUCCCGAAGCCAGGCUUACCGCAGUCAUGUCCAGGAUGCGGUGCCCUAACUCAGAAAUCACAACCCGACGAAGCAGGCUAUUAUUCCACUUCUCGACGAGCUAUCAAGGACUAUCUUCGAAAGCAGAAAGCUGCUAUACGUACGUCCAGCGAUCAUGAACCCGGGGAGGAACACGAAGAACACAACGAAGAGGAGGAAGAAGCAGUUCCAGAAGACCACAAAGGCCCAGAAACCGCACAGAUAGCAGCACGAUCGACAGAGCAGACGACUUUAAGAGUGCCCAUGUGUGAUCGAUGUCACGAUCUACUUCACAACUCUCGUGGACGUUCUAUAGCGCAUCCGUCACUGGAUGCUCUGGCAGACUCAAUCGCUGAGUCACCUUUUAAGAGAAACCAUGUCUAUCAUGUGCUGGAUGCAGCCGAUUUUCCCAUGUCAGUGGUGCCAGAUAUAUUCUCCAAACUCACUCUGGCACGACCUCGAUCGCAGAAUCGUAGAUCACAACACGACUUUUCGUCGAAGCCUACAGUCUCUUUUAUCAUUACACGAUCUGAUUUACUGGGCUCAACCAAAGAGAUGGUAGAUUCUAUGAUGACCUAUUUCCAAACCGUACUUCGAACAGCCUUGGGUCGGGCUGGAAGGGACAUGCGGUUGGGAAACGUGCACCUUGUGUCUGCAAAAAGAGGUUGGUGGACAAAAGAGGUCAAGGAAGAGAUAUGGAAAAGAGGCGGUGGGAACUGGAUGCUGGGUAAAGUGAACGUUGGCAAAUCGAAUCUCUUCGAAGUCCUAUUCCCGAAAGGCUCGGGUGAACGUGCACCAGUGUAUGCUGAACUACGUGCAAAACACGAGAAACAAGACUCCUUGCGGACAGAAAGAGAUAGCGAAGAGGAGGAAGAGCUGGAUUUGCUGGAAGAGAACCACCUGCUACCCCCAGCACAACCUGAGACACCGUUUCCAGUGUUACCUCUUGUUUCUAGCCUGCCAGGAACAACAGCAUCGCCCAUUCGAUUACCUUUUGGCGGCCAUAAAGGAGAACUGAUUGACCUGCCAGGCCUCGCCCGUGGCGACUUAGAAAUCCACGUGAAGCCAGAGAACAGAACUGAUCUCGUGAUGACGAGCCGCCAGACUGUUGAGCAACAUAUUGUGAAGGCUGGCCAGUCACUCGUCCUAGGGGGAGGUCUUAUACGUAUCUCCCCUCAGCUUGACGUCAACGACCGGAGCAUGACGAUGCUGGCAUAUGCAUUCGUGCCUCUUAAGACGCACACCACGUCUACCACGAAAGCUGCCGCUCAACAAGUAGAGCAACGCGAAAACGGCUUGAAAUCCGUGGUAGCAGAAGGUGCAGGUGCGCAUAUGGCAUCUGCAGGAACGCUCGAGCUAUCUACAGAUGUCACAAAGUAUCGAGCGGCGUCGCUUCUUAGAGCUGGAGUUCAGCUGUCGAAUCUGCCUUUUCGUGUGUAUGCCACGGACAUCCUAAUCGAAGGUCUAGGAUGGGUUGAGCUAGUGUGUCAAGUUCGGCGACGAGGCGUCUCUCAGCCAGCCUCGGAAGCUGUAGCGCCCGCAGCUCAGAAAAUCGAGGAUGCGCCAAGCAGAGAUCCACAACAUUCUCCUCGCGACGAUGAUUUCGCACCUUUUGGUCAGCGACCUUUCUCGGCGAACCAAGAAAAGACGUUUCAGUUUCCAAAAGUUGAGGUUUUUAGUCCUAAUGGCAAGCAUAUUGCGCAGCGGCCAAGUUUGCAAGCUUGGAUGAGGUGGACGGAAGGUCGGAAGCAGAAAGAUACACAGAAGACCAAGAGACCUAGAAGGGCCAUGAAGGGACGGCAAGCUUGA
Molecule: messenger RNA, 2100 nt
Organism: Lithohypha guttulata
Lineage: Eukaryota; Fungi; Ascomycota; Eurotiomycetes; Chaetothyriales; Trichomeriaceae
Exons: 1
Coding region: 1-2100 (699 amino acids)
Cellular component (GO): mitochondrion
Source: RefSeq, a predicted model, not a curated record